Molecule: messenger RNA, 1076 nt
Organism: Megalobrama amblycephala (Wuchang bream)
Lineage: Eukaryota; Metazoa; Chordata; Actinopteri; Cypriniformes; Xenocyprididae
Gene: cart2
Product: cocaine- and amphetamine-regulated transcript 2
Exons: 3
Coding region: 474-836 (120 amino acids)
Biological process (GO): negative regulation of appetite; positive regulation of MAPK cascade; cellular response to starvation
Molecular function (GO): neuropeptide hormone activity
Source: RefSeq, a predicted model, not a curated record
UUUAAAGUUAUUAUAAAGUUACAUAUAUUUGAAUGGACAUGUAUAUGAAUAUUACAUAUCCAUACAAAGUCUUAUGCAAUCAGCCAUAAACAGCUAUCCAUGCCCCAAAAUGUUCAAAAGCUGCUCUUAUACAAUCGAAAGCGCCUGCAGUAUUUUUUUCUGCUCCUCACAACUUGAGUCAAAACACAUAGACGGAUGUGUCCUUAGUGAAGUUGAACAUAUAAAAUUCCGGGGGCAACAUUAACGCAUUUGAUGACUUGUCUCCAGCGCAUUUACGCAAUGAAUGAUCGCGCUUACGUGCGAACGAAAUCAAUGUUAAAGGCGGGGCGACAACAGAUCACAUAAAUGCAUGCACUGUGGAGCACAUAAAAGGGUGCAAGGCUGUCGAGAUGGUUUAUUUGCGCCAAAACUUUUAACUGAGACGUAUAACGGUGUUGCGCGCUCAAGUGCCAAAGCUCCCUCCAUUCAGGACCAUGGAGAGCUCCAGUCUGAGGACGCGCAUGGCUGUGUGCGCGCUGCUGCUCUGCUUGUUGACCGGAGCCAGGGCGAACGACUCUGAGCCGGAGACAGAGGUGGAACUGGACACGAGAGCCAUCAGAGACUUUUACCCCAAAGACCCAAACCUGACAAGUGAAAAACAACUUCUCGGGGCUCUGCAAGAAGUUCUGGAAAAGCUGCAGACGAAACGAAUUCCACCUUGGGAGAAGAAAUUUGGUCAAGUCCCCAUGUGUGAUUUGGGGGAGCAGUGCGCGAUCAGAAAAGGCUCUCGAAUCGGAAAGAUGUGCGAUUGUCCGCGCGGAGCUCUCUGCAACUUUUUCUUGUUAAAGUGUUUGUGAUGGAAACAUACAUUUCGGAAUGGAUUGUAAUGAGAUUGAGGGAAUCCAUAUGCAUUAUAUAUCAUAAAUAACUACAAUUUUAUUUAUAUUAAUAUUUUUUUAAGUGAAGAGACUGAAGACACUGACGCAAAGUUGUAAAGAAAUUGUUCUUCAAAUAUUUGUGAUGUAAACAUGUGAUACUGUCAUAUUUAAUGUUAAUCUGCUGUUUUGUGCAUUAAAGUGCAAACUUGUUUUGUAAAA